ACUGUAGUAGAGUUUGGCGAUGGCCCGGCUGGUAGUGGGUCUCACUAUUGGUUCAGCGCAGAAAUAUUGCCGUGCUGGUCGUGUGGAUGGUCACUUGGGUGAGGGAGAGUGAGGAAAGUCACCGUAGAUUGUGAGUGAAUAUACAUGUGGAAGUGGAUGGCGUGAAGGGGGCAGUAGCCAGGGCGUGAAGAUAAUCCAUCCCACAGAAUUGUUAUUGGUUCUAUGGUGGCGAACUGUUGCCAGCUUGGUGUGGUUCUGGAUUACGUCACCUGUUCUAUUGUUGAUCUUGUCAGCCAGCGUAUCAUUCAGCCUUGCUCAUCCCCUUUCCUUCGUUGCCGGAGUAGUGUCCCAGCUUACUAAGCUGUCGUUCUGGGGUUGCUGUCUGCUAUGCAGUCUUUUGUUCACGCUGGUUGGUCAGUGGCAUAUGUACAUGGUUUCAGUCGAGAAGGAAGUUCACUCCAGUCCACUAGUGGCCGUAGUGCGUCUGUUCCAUCCUGUCCAUCGUCUUGGCCGUCAUCUGGUAUACGGUGCUGUUAGUUUUUGCAUUGGUGCGCUCUCUACUCUGCUGUCGGUGUCGAGCAGUUGUGCACCCAUCGCACAGUGGUAUGCCCCAUGCAAUGGCUCGCAGGGCAUGUGCAUGUCAGGUGACUUUGUGGCAUUCUGUGUCAACAGUGCCAUCGUGGGUGUUUUGUACAGCUUGUCCUCCCUGGCUGAUAUGGAGCAUUGCCUAGCAUUCCCUUCGUUUUCGCAAGGGAGGUACUUUCGUGUUCGUGCCAGCCUGGUGACGUGUCUGAGGAAGGCAGUCAUUCAAGCAUUCAAGAUAACCUUGUUCUGUUUCUUCUUCUAUGUUGUGUGUGGAAAUGCCUUGCUCGAGUACAUCCGCUGGAUGCUGGGCUUGACUUGGAUCAAUGCAUCAUCCGGUCCGUUUGGACUGUGGAGCUUUUCGUCCAGCUGGCACUUCUUCUUCACCACAGUAUUCUUACUGUUUUGUCAUCGCCUGGUCCUUCAACUCUUCCUCGUUUUCAACUCUCAGCCGGUGUCUUUCGUUGUUCAGUCUUCUUUGACGGCUGACAACGAUCGCUUAUUGUCAAGUGCUCUCAAAUCGAAACACGCUAUUCUUCAGUAUCUGGCUUACCAGGAUUUUGCCCAAGUAGCCAGUGAUUCCUCUCGGCGAGCGCCUGUGUUCAGUCUCUCUGCAAGUGGGCAAGCAGCUAUUUGGCAGAGUCUCAGUCAAGAAUGCCUGCUGCUCAUCAACACAUUGACGUCGGUGCUUCAGAACGCCACACUGGGACAAGGAGACAAGGCCGAGAAAUCCAAGGACGAGAAAGCAGCGUCUCCCACCCAUGGUUCUAGUGGCACCCUGCCGCAAACUCCUGCUGGAAAAACCGCCUUUGUCAGCAAGCCCGGUUGGCCUGCAAUGUCCCCCUUGCCCAAUACGGACACAAUGGUGCGACGUCCGGUCAAUGUGGGUGCAGAGAUGUGGUCUAAAUCACCUGUGUCCAGAGGCGCGGAGACGGUGUCUCCCCCACCACCAGCUGCUCCAGUAGCCAAUCCCAUCCCAACACCAGCUGAGAACUUCACAACGAAUAUCGGGAAUGUGGUGACGAUUCUGACUGGAUUUGUAAACUAUCUUCAAAGUCUUGUAUCCACGGCUGCUGUACCCAACAAGGAUGCAUCAACAACUUCAUCGGAGAUGGCGUUACGAGUUAGCUACGCUGGAUCGCAAAAGCAUAUCUGGGCUGUGCAAGGACUUUGUGCUUUGGUCAUAGCCUCGUACCAGGAAGAUCGCUACGGUGUGGUUCAAAAGUCCUUCUGCGAUAUCUUGAACUCCUUGCUGGAUUUAUUACGGGCUGUUGAGAGUACCAUGCCCAACCGUCCAUCCUUCACUGCUCCCUCUGGUGGUGUUGGUAUCAACAUACAGCCGCCGGCGCGAACUUUCUACGGCUCUGUGCACCCUCUCCAACUUUCCUUGGUCUCGGCGUUGCAAACGGGCAUCUACCAGAUUACGUGCACGUUUCGUGAGCAUUUGCACAACUUCACGCUGACGGCGGACAACCAGCAACGCUUGACACCGUUCUUACAGUACUGGGAGUGAGAUGUAGCAUCACUACUUCACCCUUGCUCCAUCGCCACGCCACCAGCAACACAGGGGCCUGUUGGCCACGUACCGUCCAGCAUCUCCGUUCAUACGUUGAUGCAUACAGCACAUCCGUUGUGGCUCGGCCCUGUUAUUGGUCUUAUCCUGGUCUCCUCUCAGCAGCAUCGUACUUUUAAAGUACCGUACGUACAGUGAGCAGAUACUACCAAAGCCGUUGUUAUCAGCAUUGGCUAUGCGCCCCCGCACCAGGUUAGCAGCAAGUCCACGUGUAAGUCGAGCAGCCGGUGCGGGUGCAGAACGCUAUCCAUGAAGAAAUAGAGCUGGCUUCCUGUAUGCGUGUGCACAUGACAGGAUAACGGUUCGUUGCAGCACUCUUCAUGCCUUGAUGAGUGACUUCUUUAUAAGCUUAUUUUACUUGCAAGACACCAAUUUGGAUAAAGUGGAUUUUAUACUGGGACCUGUUUUUUAACCUCAGAAUCUACCAACAGCGCCAUUGUGCGCUAUUUUGUUUCAUUUUUAUGCUUUAUCCUUUUGUGCUUGAGUGACUCCCAUUCCUUCUUUUCGAUAAUAAAAUAAUAAUGAUACGUCAAAGUCCAACGCUCCACUUCUCUUUUGUUAACUUUGUUUUGCUUCUGGUUCUGUUCAUCGUGGGUUUUUUGUUGUUGUUGUUGUUUUGUGCUGGAUUGCUCUCCUGAAGUAGCACGGAUUUGAUGGCUUCUGGCAGUUCUGCCGUUCUGGUAAA
This is a messenger RNA of Sycon ciliatum, 2840 nucleotides long. Its product is annotated as nucleoporin NDC1-like. The record is from RefSeq and is a predicted model, not a curated record. The transcript is spliced from 20 exons. Bases 425 to 2095 code for a protein of 556 amino acids. Gene Ontology annotation, biological process: nuclear pore organization. NCBI's taxonomy places the organism in Eukaryota, Metazoa, Porifera, Calcarea, Leucosolenida, Sycettidae. Gene Ontology annotation, molecular function: protein-macromolecule adaptor activity. Gene Ontology annotation, cellular component: nuclear pore transmembrane ring.